Messenger RNA from Haliotis rufescens (red abalone), 3205 nucleotides. RefSeq lists its product as uncharacterized. Bases 315 to 2801 code for a protein of 828 amino acids. Gene Ontology annotation, biological process: TRAIL-activated apoptotic signaling pathway; positive regulation of extrinsic apoptotic signaling pathway. The record is from RefSeq and is a predicted model, not a curated record. Gene Ontology annotation, cellular component: cytoplasm; CD95 death-inducing signaling complex. NCBI's taxonomy places the organism in Eukaryota, Metazoa, Mollusca, Gastropoda, Lepetellida, Haliotidae. Gene Ontology annotation, molecular function: death receptor binding; caspase binding. The transcript has 4 exons.
AGUAAAUCAGUGAGGAAAAAUUCAAAAGGAGUAAAAGUCAACAAGGAACGUUUUACAAGAGGAACAUGUUAAGCGGUUACCCUACGUGUGACUAGCACAUGCAUAUCUACGAUCUGGGAAUCUACCAAAUCACUCCUUGGUAUCUGGGGCAGGGUGACUUGAGCCAGAUACCCAGAUACUCGCUCGGUGAAAGGACGCGUGUCAUUGUACAACAGUCCCACGCUCUGGGUUCACUGAAGUACUGAUGCAUAUUUUAAGGGAUGUAAUGUCGACGUGUGUUAAGUCUAAUUUCUGAUAAAUCAAUUUUGCCGAAAAUGGGAGAGCGGGUGGACGACCAGGGCAGCUAUGUACCAGGUAUAAUCGGCAACUUACCCCUCCUCCUUGAACAAGACGACCACCAAUUUAAAAGCAACACAUACAGACAAAGCAUCGAUUCAGGUCACGGAAGUGUUCCUGAUGAAUUUACCAUUGUCAAGCUUACAGUAUUCGAUAUGAGAACACAGAGCAAUGCGUAUGUCAAAGGAGAUCUCAUUCGCUGUACAGGUAUAGAUGAUGGCAUCAAGAGUCAUUUAGGAGAACAAAGUCAUAUUUGUCCCGGUAACACAGUUAUCAGAGAGUUUCAAAAUAAAAAGAUUGCCAUAGUCGUUUCCGUUGACCAGCUGCAAGAACUGCAAGUUGUAUUUAUGGUAAUAUCUGGCUGUGACCAGUAUCCUGUAUGCAUUAGUAUGAAACAGAAUGAAAAUAUUUCGGACUUAUUUGGCAUACAUUAUGAUGAAACCGGGCGUCGUGUUGACGCAGUGUAUAUACAAGGCGAUGAGAAAACAACUUGCAAAGUUCUGAAAACUGGAGAGUUCGGCGAACUUGCUCUGCUUCAGUUCGAUAGAUUGAAUUUGUUUCUUGACGAACAGUUAGAGAUACGCAUUCAUAGAUUUCUUGAAGAAAAGCGAGAAGAGAUCUUGUAUGUUAACUGUUUCAAAAGUGACACCAUCAACCUAUUAAGAUCUAAGCUGAAAAUAGAGUUCGCGGGCCUUUACCAUAGAGGAGUCACGUUUCAGUUUAGUGAUUCUGGAGAUGUUCUCCAAGGAGACACAUUAAUAGGACAGAUUGGCGGAAGGAAUAUUAUCAUGGACAAAAGUGAACCAUAUGAUUUGACUCUAUUUUCUACUCGUUCAGACACCAUACUCGUGAACUUUAAGUUUGAUGAACGACCUUAUAGGACAAUUAUCAACAAGGAUGAUACGAUUGAAUGUCUAAAGCAAUCUAUUUCGAAGAUCAUUCAUAAACCUGCCGUGGGUAUGAAGCUCUCACUUGGUGAAAGGAAUUUGACAGAUUUGAGAAAGGUUUCAGAUCUGCUAAAAGCAAGACCAAAAGGAUUGUUUUUUGUUGAAAUGAGGACACCACGGGAAGUGACUUUUAUACAUACGAGUAACAGCGGCGAAACUACCAGUCAUAAAGUAACAGCUUUCAAACCAGAAACACUCGAAGACCUAAAAAGUAAACUUGCAGUUCGAAUGGACAUUGAUCCAUUCUUUCUUCAGUUGUACAGAAAUGGAUCUGUUUUGGGUGGCAGUGCAACCGUCCGGGACUUAACAAGUGACGAGGAAAUAGAAGUUGUAGUUCAUUCUCACCGUAUACGUUUGUUUGUGAAGACCCCUGAAAAUGCCAAGACAUGUAUUAUUGAUGACAGUCAUACCUUCACCGUUCAUCAGCUACAGCAGUUUCUCAGCGGUCUUUUUAACAAACACUUGGAAACAGUAGGUGUUGUUUAUGAUAGCAAAACACUUGAUCUGUCCUUAACGUUGAAUGCAGCUGGACUUAAGCACGAAUGUGAGUUAUCAUUAACAAAUCCUUUGAAAAAUGAGACAGUAUCAAACGUUGAUUCCAUGGUGGACACUAGAGAUGGUGAAAUGGAAGGACUGAUGGAUGUUACUGAUCAAAGUCAGGACCAGCCUGGAGACCUUAUGCAUGGUUCCAGACAUAAAGCCAUGCACACGAAAGCAACAGUUCAUGGCAUAAGGGAGGAAAAAACAUCAAUCGUAUCACACACAGGGACAUUGAAGAACCCAACUGAACGCACCAUGAUCACUACACCCCAACCGACAGCUUUGCCCGUACACAUGACAACAUAUGACUUAAUGUCUAUUCCAACGCCGAGAGCAGAAACUGCAACAUUUAAAACUCCAGGCAAUCCCUGGACAUUCCCAAAGUGUCCGCAAAAUGAGAACCAACAAUCAAUUCGUGAAUCACAAAACCCUGAAAUGUCAUCAGUUCAUCAAAAAGCUCGGCCAAUUACCUUUCAGAUGCAGAGGGACAAUGGUGGCAAUACUGCGCAAACGGGGUAUUUUGAAAGAGUUACUAGUACAUCUGUGUACGAACGUUUUCCAUCACAGCCUUCUGACACGCCAUUGUCCUUGCCCGUUGACCUCAACCAACUAUCAUGCACGUCGCAAUUGGUACGUCAUCAAGGUUAUGAUAUGCGCGACGCCAUACCGUCUUCAUCAUCCUUGCCGUCAUUACUACAAGAUCCAACCGAUGCUGUUCCGGGAAGUAUCCUUAACGCUCUUGCUGGGAGGCUUGGAAAUGACUGGUAUACAUUUGGACUGCAUCUUGGACUUGAGACACACCAGCUGGACGCUAUCAAACAUAAUCAGAGGGACGAUCUGAGGAAUCAAGCUUUCAGUAUGCUUAACCAGUGGAAGUUAACUCAAGGGAGCAAAGCGACUCAGCAAAGGCUAUGUGAAUUGUUAAGAAAAUGUGAACUCACAGCUCACGCAGAAUCCAUUGAGCAAUGUUUGGAAUAAAUUCAAUGAGACAAACCAGAAAAUAAGUGUCCGUAUGGGGAAACGAGAGGCCUGAAAUAUAUGUAUAAGGUGGUUCGAAUAUGGAUCACAACGAUAGAGCAUGUAUUUUUUAUUCAACAUUCCUAGUAUGGCUGAAGCUGUCAAUAUCCUGAGAUUCCGUGAAUUUCCGAGAUUUAAAUAUCUCGUAAUUUCCAGAUCAUCUCAUGGUUGUAGUUGUCGGGAUUCCAUGAGAUUCCAAAGGUGAAAUAUCCCAUAAUGUCCUAAAAGUUCCCAGGGUUAACGACCCGUGAAGAUCCGGGGAAGAAUAGGUCUUCAGCAACCCAUGCUUGCCCUAAAAGGCGACUAACGGGAUCGGCUGGUCAGGCUCGCUGACUUGGUUGAUGCAUGUCAUCGUAUCCCAAUUG